GUCCUGCUCUCGCACUCCGAACUCUCGCGAGAGAAAAUGAAAUUCCAGCAGCAAAUCUGCGAGCUCGCGACCUCCCUCCAUUGGGAAAGCUCGAGCGCGACUGAGGGGAGAGAAAACAGCCCCUCGUUAGCCUGGAAAAGCUUCGAAACGACGCGUUUAUCGCAGCUCACGGAGCCGUGAGGUUCGAGCUAAGACAUGCACGGUACCGGCGGAGGAUACCAUGUCAGGUUCGCCGAACAUUGGGAUUUUUAACGCUCCGCUAAACGAGCAAGAGGCUUCAUUAGCGAGCUAACUGACGCAGUGAAGUGCGUGAAAACUUACAGCCUGAGAGAGAAUUUGCCUUUGGGAUUGAAAACCAGGAUACCGCAUCAGCGUUUUUUUCCUAAUUCCAUCGCUUCCUAGAAAGUCCAGCUUCGUUUGACCAGAGGAACACGUGAAAUAAUCGCUUUGUUUACCGCUUGCACAAUUCCAGCAUUGAUUCGCUCAGAAAUGAGAUUAGAGAGUCGCUUUGUGAGGCCAUGAACUCAAGCACAUCAGCCAAAACACUGAGCAGGCCUGUUAAUUAGAGAUCUGCUUAACUUAUAUAAACUACUCGCAUUCUGACUAGUUCGGCUGCUGCAAAGGAGAUUCGAGGAGUAACUAAAGCUGCUGUUACCGGCCAUGUUUUGCAUGACGACCGCGUCAAGAAUCGGAUGAAAGCGCGUCGGGAUUAUUGCUGUCUGUCUUCUGUUCGUUGCUGGGAUUUGAGACGCGCACAAAUAGAGGACUAAGAUGUCUAGUGCAAAGGAAAACACGUGUAGGAAAUUUCAAGCGAACAUCUUCAACAAAAGCAAAUGUCAGAACUGCUUCAAGCCUCGAGAGCUGCAUCUGCUGACGGACCAGGAUCUCAAUCAGGCCAAGCCGAUCUAUGGCGGAUGGCUGUGUUUGGCUCCAGAGGGGACGGACUUUGACAAUCCCAUGCAGAGAUCCCGGAAAUGGCAGCGGCGAUUCUUCGUCCUUUAUGAACACGGCUGCUUGCGCUUCGCUCUGGAUGAAUCGCCAAGUACACUACCGCAAGGGACGGUCAACAUGAACCUGUGCACUGAUGUGAUCGACGCUGAGGCCAGGACCGGACAGAAGAACGCUCUGUGCAUCAUCACCCCGGAGCAGGAGUACUACAUACGAGGAGACAACAAGGAGAUCAUCAAUGGGUGGAGUGAACAGCUAGUGGUUUAUCCAAGAACCAACAAGCAAAAUCAAAAGAAGAAACGCAAAGUGGAACCAGCAACCUCACAGGAACCAGGCCCAGCAAAGGUAGCGGUGACCGGCUCGGGCAUCCCAGAAGCAGAGAAGACUCCCGACUCCAGUUCCAUCAUAUGGCAGGAGGAGCUGCAAAGCAGAGAGGCGGACAUGUCCCAGACGUGGUCCUCCAGCGAGAUGCCGCCUCUUGGCUCACCACUGCCCUCUGCAGGUGAGGGGUCGAUGGUGAGCCGGUGCUCGGAUCAGAGCUCAGUGAACGGUGACGAGGUGGACCGAAGCGGGCUCUCCUUCCACUCGGCUGUUUCCCAGCCCUCUCAUGACCCCCUGUCGCCCACGGGCAGCUCGUCCAGCCGGCACAGUGCAGAGAUGGGGGGCGUCCCGCGCUGCCUGUCUCCUGCUCCUAGCGACCCCUUCCCAUCAGGCAGCAGCCUGCUGUCCAACGGUUCCCACAUCAGCGGCUCCAUGAGUUCUCUGGACUCGGAUGCCAGCGGCAGCACCGUCACCAGCACCGACAGCCACCCGGCCGAACCUCUCGGACGCACGCACCGUGCUCUGUCCCGUCGUGGAGACGCAGAAACCCGCAAGCCGGAGAAACGGAGCCGCCUGCGCAGUCCGGAAAGACAAGAGUCUGUGUUCAGCCCGGAGAGAAGUGGGCGCUCGAAUGUGAUUGAGAAGCUGGAGGCGUUGGAGCUGGAGCAUGCUGAGAGAAUGGAGGUGGAGGAGAGAUGCAGUGGAGUCCGGCAGGGCCGCAGUGAAAUGAGACGAUUCCAGCGGGAGGAGCAGAAGAUGGACCCAGCCCAGGGUUUAGACUUCCAUCACUCCACCCUGCCGCCUCUGAGACGAGCCAAAUCACUGGACCGCAGGACCACCGAAUCAGUCAUGACACCAGACCUGCUGAACUUCAAGAAGGGUUGGAUGGUGAAACUUGAUGAACAGGGCCAGUGGAAGAAGUAUUGGUUUGUGCUGACAGAUCACAGUCUACGAUACUACAAAGAUUCUAUUGCUGAAGAGGCGUCUGAUCUGGAUGGAGAGAUUGAUCUCAGUACAUGCUAUAAUGUUACAGAAUAUCAAGCUCAACGGAACUAUGGCUUCCAGAUUCAUACUCAAGAGGCGGUGCACACACUCUCCGCAAUGACUGCAGGAAUACGCCGCAACUGGAUCCAAGCGGUUAUGAAAAACGUCCGGCCGUCCACUGCACCAGAUGUUGCUAGCCUGACAGAUGAGCACGCUUCCUGCGGCCCGUUUGAGAGUCUCGCCCGGCCUGACAUCACCCAGGACUCCCCGUCCUCUGAAGCCUCAGUAGAGCGGGAAGGUGGAAUAAAGAAGAGCCGAGCGAGAGAACGGAGGCGAGAAGGACGGUCCAAAACGUUUGACUGGGCCGAGUUUCGUCCCAUCGCCCAGGCUCUGGCGCAGCAGAGAGCGCACGAGGCAGACACCUUCCAGGCUGAGCUAGCCGAGAGAAACAAGAGGAGGGAGGAGAGGCGGAGGAGGUACGAGAGCGUCACCGGCUCGUCCUUCGAUCCGCCCGCUGACGCCGCAAAGAUGGACUUUGAGAGUGUGGGCGUGGUCCAGGUAGAUGCUCCGCCCCCAUCGGUGGAGCGGCAGCAGAGAGUGGAGGACGAGAUCGAGCAGCAUUGGCAGCAGGUGGAGAAGACACCCAUCAGGGAGGAGAGGAGGGUGCCUUUGCCCUCCACACAUCCCAACAGAGACGCAUCAGAGCUGGAGAAACUCGUCGAGAGCUACAAAAAAGGGGUUGAAGAGCUGAAAGCUCAGUUGGAGAGCUGCCACCAGCAGUUAAUGGACUCCAAUCGGCACAAGCUGGAGCUGGAGGGUCAGCUCAAAAACGCUCUUGAGCGCGAACAGCAGAUCCGUGCUGGUUACAUUUCACCGCUGGAGUCCCCUUUGAGUGUUGAGACAGAGCCCCAGAUGAAGAGGACUGAACUGGUUAGUUCUCAAGCUCAGAGCUUAACAAAGAAGUACCAGGAAACCAAAGAGAUCCUGCAGCUUCAAGAACUGAAAAAGCGCAACAUGCAGGCACAGCUUGGCCUUUCUCUCUCACACUGGCCCGCAAAGGAACCUUACUUUUCUGACACCAAAAAACCCGCCACCUCUGAGGUCUGUCCCUCAAACUCCAUUCAAAAAACGGUCAGCUUCAUGCUUCAGGAUAGCGAGGGAAAGAUCAGAGAGCUAGAGAGCUUGAUAGAUGCCAGUGAGCCUCUGACAUUAAGAGAGCUGAUAAAGCUCAUGCAUUCACAUAGCGAAUACGUUGGGGUAGAAAGUCCUCAAGGACAGGAAAGAAGUGAGUCAGUUGGAGAAAUGCCGCAGAAACUGUUGGAAAGCCUCAAGAACCAACAGGAGAAUGAGACAAUGAGGAAAAGCUUGGAAAAGGCUGGAGACUGUAUUCGGGACUAUGAAGCUCGUUUGGUCACCAUGGAGGACAUGUUGGGAAGAGUUCAUAGGCAGAAAAUGGAGAGUUCGUUUGCACUAGGUUGCUCGAGGGAAGACCAUCCGGAUCUGUCGCAGCAGGUGGAGUUGCUCACGAGUGAAAACGUAGCUUUGAACCAGCGCUAUCAGGAAAUUGUGAACCAGUUGAUAGAAGCUGAUCGAGAGAUAGACAGGCUGAAAGCUGAGCUUUGUAGACUACGUAGCGGUCAGCAAUAUCCACAUUCCAACAUGGAACAGGAGCAAGAAAACAAAGAGACCUCUGAGAAAAAUGUGUACAAGGGAGAACUCCAUGAAAAGUCACAGAAGCUACAAGAGGCUCUUAUUAAAUUGGAAACUCUUGGUAAUAAUUUGAAAGAUACAGAGAAAAGAUUGCAACUUAAAGAAGCAACUCUUAGGGGUCUUGGAUUUCUGGUGGCAGAAAGUGAAAAAGAUGAUAAAGAGUUAGAUUCGGAGACAGAUGACCUCAAGCGCCAAUUGGAGGUCCUUCAGUCCAAGCUUUCAGAGAAGGACAAGCAGCUUCAAAAUGCUGAGCAGGUCUGUAGAGAACUUCAGUCCCAGAAUGCGAAACAUGAAGAGACCGCAAGGAUGUGUAGUCAGAUGCUUGUAGAUGCUCAGGAGGAAAUUAGGAUGUUGAAAGAGAAGGCAGGCACUCAAGGUACGUUUGGUAGUGAACCAGGAACAGAAAUUGGGCGCCAAGAGUUGAUGCAAAAACUCACAAAUGAAGGUGUAAUUGAGGAAGUUGUGGAAGAGUUCAAGAGCAAGUCUAAAUCUCUUAAUCAUCUACUUGACAUGUUGGUAAUAGGCAGUAAGACAGAUUUGUCCAACACCGGCAUGGACACCAACAUUUUGGAUGAGAAUCAUGGAGGAAUGAUGGAGAUGUUUGAGAGAAUGAUUCUACAUAAGGUUUUAGCUGGUUUAGAGGACUGUCAGAAAGGCUCCGAGGUUGAGCAAACCCUAAGGAAUGUUGUAGAACGUAUGCUAGUGGAUAAUGAAAUGCUGCUUCUUAUGAAUAAGCUCUCCAACUUCCAAGAACUUCAAAGUGACGCAAAACCUGCAUCUUGCACAGAAAAAAGCGCUGGAUAUGGAAAUGCACUGAAUGAAGAGACAAUGAAAUCGAAUGUUUUGAAUCGGUUGCUCGAUGAUGCUGCCAAACCCUGCGUCAUGAAGACUCUCGCUGAAGUCAUUCAGAAGAAAGUGGCGUUAUUGAAUCAAGCCGCUUCUGCUCUUAGAGAACGAACUAAUGAGGAGCUUCAGUCGUUGGCUUUGACUCUGUCAAGCUGUGGCUCUCAAAGAACCUGGUCGGAGUAUGUUCGUGAGGCCAUAAUGGACAUAACACACAUGUACUUGGUAGUUCUUCAAAUGUUGCCAAGGACAAGACCGUCAGACCUGUCUGCAUGUGCAAAUUGUGCUGAUUUGAGAGCACAACUCGAGUCUGAGAAGCAGGUGAUGUCAAGCGUUCAGAGUCCCAUCAGUGUAACCCACAUUCAGAUCGAAGGAGAACCAAUUGACUCUCUGGACAAGGCCAUACGGCUUCAGGACAUGAUGGCCAAGCAUAAGAAGGAGCUGCGAGAAUUAAAGGAGGCGUACGAGCAAGAAGCAGAAAAGCUGAGGCUGGAAGUGGCCAAGGCUGGUGAGACUCUGAGACUGAGAUCUGAGGAGAACGUGAAAGAGAUCGACUCUCUGACGUUGUGCAUGGAGAACCUGAAGAAGAAGCACGAGAUGGAGCGUAAGGACUUAAUAGCACACUUCAAUCAAGAGAUGGAAGAGCUUACGGAUGCUGUCGGCCCUGUUGAACCUGCAACAGACGGCGAGCCGAACUCAACUUCCCUCAAAGUGCGGAUCCAAAAGCUCGUGUCCCGGCUGUCCGAACUGACUGAGGAAACAAAUCUGCAAGAUCGUGAUGCGACAUUGCUGCGUCUGAAAUACGAGAAAGACCUGGAAAACCUAAAGGCGACGUGUGAACGAGGCUUUGUCACCAUGGAAGAGUCUCACCAGAAGGUAAUCGAUGAGCUGCAGAAAAAGCACCAGCGGGAACUGGAGAAACUGCAGGAGGAGAAAGAGAGACUGCUGGCAGAAGAGACUGCAGCCACUAUAGCUGCUAUUGAAGCAAUGAAGAAUGCACAUCGGACGGAGCUUGAGCGGGAACUGGAGAAAGCGCGCAAGGCCAACAGCAACAAUGAAAACGCAGACAUAGAGGAAAUCCGCAAACAGCACGAGGAAGAGCUGAUGUCGUACCAGAGGGAGAUCGAGGUGUUGUCAGAGCAGUACUCGCAGAAGUGCUUAGAAAACGCUCAUCUGGCCCAGGCGCUGGAGGCCGAGAGACAGGCGCUCAGACAGUGCCAGCGGGAGAACCAGGAACUCAAUGCGCACAACCAGGAGCUAAACAAUCGUCUGGCAGCUGAGAUCACUAAGAUGCGAUCGAUGACGAGCGAGGACGGCGGAGACACUGGCGGGGUCAUACAGGGGAAGGAGCUGUAUGAGCUGGAGGUAAUGUUGAGGGUGAAGGAGUCAGAAGUGCAGUAUCUGAAGCAGGAGAUCAACUCUUUAAAAGAUGAGCUCCAGACUGCCCAAAGAGAUAAAAAAUAUGCAACCGAUAAAUAUAAGGACAUCUACACGGAGCUGAGCAUCGUACGGGCCAAAGCAGAGUGCGAUCUGAGCCGACUGCGCGAGCAGCUGCAGCAGGCCCAUGAUGCACUGGGGGAUCCCGCGCUGGAGGACGCGGAGCGCGGCGGUUACGAUAUCAUGAAGUCGAAGAGCAAUCCUGACAUUUUAAAGAUGGCGGCCGCAGCAGCCAAACGCUCCGAACGCACCAUGAGGUCAAAGAGUCUGAAGGAAGGUUUGACGGCGGAGCAGAGACUUCACUUGUUCGACAACAAGGACACUAAGGACUUCUGACACGGACGCGUCGACCGGCCUCGCUGCAUGCUAAUAAAGAGCCGCAUAUUUUAGCCCAAUAAUCAAUCACUUAGAGACACACUGGUCACAGCUACAGCGUAUAUUAAACAUGGUAUGAAGUUUGAGUUUUAUGUCUAUAGUCUGCAUUUCAUGCACUUCAGUUACUGUGACGUUGUUGGUUUGUUUUCAUUGCCAUGUCUUAAUGUAAAUACUUUGUUUUUAAUGAAGCAUCUAUCAUGCGUACACUAAACACGGCCGUGUAAGCUACUGUUUGAACUCUUUAGUUUGUGUGAAUCGCCAGUGGAGGAAGUAACCCACGUCAUGACUCGACACCAGAUUAUUGGCACGGCAGGAAUCAUCACGCGUGACGCUAGAAGUGGUCACUCUGCGCAUUUCCUCCGGCUCUUUCUUGUUUUAGUGAAAUGGGAUGCAUAUAAAAUAGCUGCAUUUAGUCGACGCUUGCAUCAUUAACCGCUGACCUUCUGCAGCUUCUCCGGAUGUUUUAAAUAAAGGACCAUUUCUGAUGACUGUAAAGCACACAGGAACAGACCUGAAAGGGUUUGGGCUGCUCUAAAGAAUAUUAACAAGGCUGUAUAAGGUUGCCGUUAUGAAUGAAUACUGGUCCACUCACGUGAAUGGGAGGUGUUUUUUUUUUGUUUCUUCAAGCUGAUAAAGUCUGCGGUGUUGUUCAGUGGCAGUCCAUUGUAUUUAUUUAAAUGUUAUGAAUUUUUGUCUCACAUUUCCAUUCAUCUAUACAUUAUUGUAAAUAUACUGCAAAUGUACACGAACUGACAACAGGUUUAUUAGCAAUAAAUAUUUUUGCACCCUC
Molecule: messenger RNA, 7408 nt
Organism: Sinocyclocheilus anshuiensis
Lineage: Eukaryota; Metazoa; Chordata; Actinopteri; Cypriniformes; Cyprinidae
Gene: mpripb
Product: myosin phosphatase Rho interacting protein
Exons: 24
Coding region: 772-6579 (1935 amino acids)
Cellular component (GO): actin cytoskeleton
Molecular function (GO): actin filament binding
Source: RefSeq, a predicted model, not a curated record